AUGACCAACCCCGGAAACGUUGCCCGUGGCUUGAAGGCCGCCAUCAGCAAUCCCAACGUCUCGGACGAAGCGAAGGAGCGCGCUGCCGAGCGCCUUGACUCGAUGCAGGACAGCGGUGAGCUCGAGUCUCGCGAGGCGCACAACGCCAACGUCGCCAUCGGCCACAAGGCUGCUCUUGCCAACCCCAACAUCUCUGAGGAGGCGAAGGAGCACUCUGCUCAGGUCCUCGAUGACAUGAGUUCUUGA
Messenger RNA from Fomitopsis serialis, 246 nucleotides. Its product is annotated as Conidiation protein 6-domain-containing protein. The record is from RefSeq and is a predicted model, not a curated record. The transcript is spliced from 4 exons. NCBI's taxonomy places the organism in Eukaryota, Fungi, Basidiomycota, Agaricomycetes, Polyporales, Fomitopsidaceae. Gene Ontology annotation, cellular component: cytoplasm. Bases 1 to 246 code for a protein of 81 amino acids.